Protopolystoma xenopodis is the source of this 1596-nucleotide messenger RNA. NCBI's taxonomy places the organism in Eukaryota, Metazoa, Platyhelminthes, Monogenea, Polystomatidea, Polystomatidae. The record is from the annotation of a GenBank genome assembly.
AUGGGCACUCGUGGCGAUGUGGUUGAUGUCAUUAAUUUCGGUGACGAGAACUUCCUCAACGAAAGCCGCCAGGCCUAUGGUCUGACGGACGGACGGCCUCGACCCUCGAUUACAGCAAAUAUGGCCGCCGCCCCUUGGUUGCCUUCAAGCGGACCCGUCCGACUGUCUGGUGACAUCGCCGCCCUUGCCACCGUGACGCAACAAGAUGCUCGAAUGGCGGAGCGUCUUCUCAAGGCGUCUCUCAAAGCGGCCAAGGUUGAGACUCGACGUCAUGCCAGCCAGCUGGAGGCGCGUGGUCGUCUCGUGGCCAAUGAUCCAGUCACCGUGCUGCUGGACGCCGCCGAUCUGGAAGAACUGUUCGAAGAGGACGAAGACGAGGUGGACGAGGACGACUUUGACAUUCCCAUCGAGCCGUCUGACGAGGUGAUAGCAGCGCUCGCUGCCGCUGCCGUCCGAGAGCGCACCAGCUCAACAUCCGAGCGCCUGGAAGCGGAGGUCGGUGGCUCCAUGUUGACGACGGCAACGACGAUGCCAGCUGCCUCAGUGGCAGAUGGCGCGGGAGAAGAGGAUAACGGUCGGGUGGUACAGAAGACUUCGGACGGAGGGGCAGUACUGCGCACGGGUGGCUCGGUUUCGGCGUUCACAUUCGACUUUGCCGCGAUCCCUGAAGAGGACGAAGAGGACGGUGAAGAGCAUCCCGACGCCAUUGCAACUGGCCAGGCUUCGAAGCCUGCCGAACCGCCGGUCGCCAAGCCCGAGUCUCCAUCGGGUCCGAGUGGAGCUGCCGCGGCUGGCAUGAAAACGGCCACAGAUGCGUCGAGUCUCGAGGCGAGUCAACCAGUCGGGCUGAGUCUGGUGCCGGUAAGAAGAGCACCGUCACGAGUGUCACGUACUUCAUCGCUGGGACCGCGCAGCUACAUCAGUCGGUAUCGCGCUUCUCUCGUCGGAGCACCAAGUAUACGAUCCAGCCUGACAAGCCGACCGUCCACGGUGGUACUGGCCACCCGGGACCAGGGUCAGGCGGCCCAAUUGGCUACUAAGGCGUUGCGCGAGCAGCGCCGACAUUUCCAGGUCUCGGCUCUCUGUUGUGCUCAUCUGCUGCACCAGACGCUGUACGGAGAGCCGGCACUAUGGCUGCUCAAUCUCUCCAACAUUCUCACCUAUUUCUCCGUCUCUGUGUGCAUCUGCUUUCUGCCCAGCUACGGCGUCAGUUUAGGCCUGUCCGAUUCACAGGCCUCGCAACUCCUUAGCUACAUGGGCAUCACAAUGUGCAUGGGCCGAAUCACAUGUGGCCUAUUGGCCCAGUUUGUGCCGGUGUUCAGCGGUCUCGCAAUCAGCGUGACCGCCGGUCUAUGCCUCGUCGGCUUGAGUUGUCUACUGCCAUUUAUGCAAAAUUUUGUCGGACUUUCAAUCUACGCCCUGACCACGGGAGUCCUCAUCUCACCUUUUGUUGCGCUCAUCUCGAAUGUCAUCGAGGAGACGAUGGGCGCCGGUAGCCUUACACGCACGUACGGAUCUGUCUUGGCGGCCCAAUCAGUCGGUUACCUGAUCGGCGGUCCGAUGGCAGGUAACGAGUCUUAUGUGGACUGGCAUUAA